Messenger RNA from Ictalurus furcatus (blue catfish), 906 nucleotides. Its product is annotated as mpv17-like protein 2. Lineage: Eukaryota; Metazoa; Chordata; Actinopteri; Siluriformes; Ictaluridae. The record is from RefSeq and is a predicted model, not a curated record. The transcript is spliced from 5 exons. Gene Ontology annotation, cellular component: cytoplasm; membrane. Gene Ontology annotation, biological process: mitochondrial ribosome assembly. The coding region runs from base 184 to 822 and encodes 212 amino acids.
AUGAACCAUUCAUUAACAAGUGUCAAGACAUGUCGCCGGCUGUGUUUGUUAAUACAUAGUUCCUGUUUGUUUUUGUGGUUUAAGUUAUUUGGACAGGUGAAUUUGCUGUAGAGUUUUGAUGUUACAAUCUUUUAUUGUAAAUGAUUUUUACACUCCUCCUUUAACACAACAGGCUAGCUAGUCAUGAUACCUCAAAGUAAGGGCUUACUCGUGCGGAUAUCUUUCUACUGGAAGCCGCUUUUUUCAGGGAAAUAUCUGAUAGUGACUAACAUUAUUAGUAGUGGAGGCAUGCUUGCUCUUGGAGACUGCAUUCAGCAGACCAGAGAGAAGAGACGGACACCGACUAAGACCCAUGAUUGGCUGCGAACAGGGCGCAUGUUUGCAGUUGGAUGUACCAUGGGACCGUUUCUGCACUACUGGUAUCAGUGGUUGGACAGGGCUUAUUCGGGAAAAAUCGUAAAGACUGUUGCCAAGAAAGUCUUGAUAGACCAGCUUGUUGCCUCACCACUUAUUGGAGCAUGGUAUUUCAUAGGUAUGGGCGUGAUGGAGGGUCACGGGUGGCGCAAAGGCUGCACUGAGUUUAAAGAGAAAUUCUGGGAGUUCUAUAGGGCGGACUGGUGUUUCUGGCCGACUGCACAGAUUAUCAACUUCUACUUCUUACCAGCGAAGUUUCGGGUGUUGUAUGUAAAUAUAAUUACACUGGGAUGGGACACCUACCUCUCAUAUCUCAAGCACAGGGAAAGCCAACCAGUGGACGAAUUGGGGCCAGAGGACUCAUCAAUGUCUCCUCCCUCAGCUACACCACUGGAUGAUAAACUAUAGUCCCACACCAGUUAUUACUUAACUCUUUCACUACUUAGACAUAUAACUGACUUAACCAGUUACUCAGAUCAAUCAUUUGAAUCA